AUUUUUUUUAGAAACUUUUUUUUUGCAAAUAUUUUUUAAAAAUAUUUUCUAAAUAUUCUUUUUAUUUUUUUAUAGUUGUUAUAGAAUUUAAAUUUUAAUAUUCUAAACAUUAAUGUUAAAACAAGAAAAACUAAAUUUUGAAAAAAAAAUAUUAACAAUCCAUUGUUUUCUUAGUAAAUCUUUAUUAUAAUCAAGAUUUUAAAUCAAUCAUAGUGACGUAUGAUAAAUUGUUUUUAAAAUAAGAGAAAACCAGUUUUGUUUGUUGUGUAUAUAGUAAAAAGAGGAAAAGACUAUACUGUUAUUUUAUUAAUGUACAAAAUGGAGAAACUUAUUCUGGGUUUAUUUUUAAUUAUAAGUUAUGUUGCAGCCAAUGGCAGUGAUUUUAUCUUUCCUGAUGAUGUGUCAUCACGAUUUGAAGGACAAACUAAAAAUCAUAAUCGUCCAAUAACAUUCCCGUCGUACAACUCUAAUGCGAAUGCUGAAGCAAAUGCAAAUUCUCAUGGAUAUGGACAUACCAAUGCCAAUGCAAAUGCAAAUGCAAAUUCCAACGGAAAUGGAUACGGAAGUGCUAAUUCUAAUGCAAAUGCUAAUUCUAAUGGAAAUGGAUAUGGAAACAACCAUGCAAAUUCAAACGCAAAAUCCAAUGUGAACACUAAUGGAAAUGGAUAUGGAAAUGCUAAUUCUAAUGCGAAUGCAAAUUCCAAUGGAAAUGGAUAUGGAAAUGCUAAUUCUAAUGCUAACGCAAAUUCCAAUGUCAACAGUUAUGGAAAUGGAUAUGGAAAUGCUAAUUCUAAUGCAAAUGCAAAUUCUAAUGGAAAUGGAAUUUCCAAUGCCAAUGCCAAUUCACAAGCAUCGUUUCAAAAUAAUCCAUAUUCGAAUAAUUAUUCUAAUGGAAUAGCAAGUUCUCUUUCCAAUGCUCAAUCAAUUAAUGGCAAUUCAGCAAGCGCUGCAAGUGCUGGUUCAGCUGUAGGAGUUUCUUUUGUUAAUGGAAUUCCAUACGUAAGUGCUGCAGCCGCUGCAGCAGCUGCUUCUUCUGGCGAUGGAAAAUCAUCAUCAUCAUCAUCAUCAUCAUCUUCUUCUAAUAGUAACAGUAAUUUUGAUUAUGGAAGUCAACAAUAUCCUAAUUGGUAUUUUGGUAGUAGAAUAGGCACUGGUGAUGAUAGUGCGAAUAAAACUAGUACUGAAACUACUGAAACUACUUUAACUACUUUAACUACUGUAACUACUACUGAAAAAAAAGAAAUGUAAAUUAAGAAUGUAAUAAAAAGAAUUUAUUUUUCUAAACAAAAUUUUAAUAUAAAUAUUUCCUAGUAAGAAAAAAGGUUUAUUUGAGGUAGCUAUCUGCUCAAAAAUCUAACUGACGUAUGGAUAAAUGGACUGGUUGCUCAAUCAUCUAAUAUAUUAUGCUCUAGUCUUUCUCCUCAACUAAAAAAUGAAAAAAACAAUUUAACUGUUUAGAAAACUUAAUAAAAAGUAGAUAAUAAUAGAUUCUGCUAUGGCAUCCGAUUUAGUAAAAAUACGCAGUGUUUUUUUUCUAUUAUUAUAAAUUUUUCACUCCUGUCUAUAUUUUGCCAAAUAAAUAAAGGGACGCAUGAAUCUUCUACAAAUCCAAUUUAAUCUAAUGACAAUUAAUCGAAAUUCACUAAGCCGAAUCACCAGUUAUGCCAUAAGUUAUAUUAGUUAGGACUAUUUUUUAAAUUAAUUUUCGUUUUAUCGAUGAUUAAUUUGCUCUAAUUUUUAUUUUUCAUAUAUGUUAUUUAACCGAAAUUUCAUUUCAUCGAAAUCUCAUUCGUUAUAAUUAACAUUGUCUCGAAUUAAUAUAUUUAACAGUAUUAACUUUUUACCUAAUUGGCAUAUAAACCUAAUGAUCAUUUAACAGAAAUUCACUUACCUCGAAAUUCCAUUAAGGCGUAUGUUCAUUUGGCCUAAAGAUUAUUUAAACUAAAUUUUGUUUUGCCUAUAAAUAUUGUUUCACCUAAUUUUAAAUUGUCCUAUUAA
Messenger RNA from Leptopilina boulardi, 1998 nucleotides. Its product is annotated as circumsporozoite protein-like. The record is from RefSeq and is a predicted model, not a curated record. Bases 310 to 1248 code for a protein of 312 amino acids. Lineage: Eukaryota; Metazoa; Arthropoda; Insecta; Hymenoptera; Figitidae. The transcript has 3 exons.